Pogonomyrmex barbatus (red harvester ant) is the source of this 2665-nucleotide messenger RNA. RefSeq names its product Exonuclease tos (gene tos). Gene Ontology annotation, cellular component: nucleus. Lineage: Eukaryota; Metazoa; Arthropoda; Insecta; Hymenoptera; Formicidae. Gene Ontology annotation, molecular function: 5'-3' DNA exonuclease activity; DNA binding; metal ion binding. The record is from RefSeq and is a predicted model, not a curated record. Gene Ontology annotation, biological process: mismatch repair; DNA recombination.
GUGUGUGUGUGUGUGUGGUACGAAAUCCUACAAUUACUUUAGUUCGCAUUCCACCACCAGAUGACAGUCUCAUCUUUUGUUGCCCAUCUUAUAUACAGAGUUUUCACUUUCCUUAGUAUAUGUUCUAUGGGGACAGCACCCUCAGACUUGUUCUGCUGGUUGAAUCGUGGUUUGUGUUGGCGCCGUUCAGAAGCCGCGACCGUUUUCUAGGAGUAUCAGUAUCAGUAUCAAUUGUUUCUGCCGGAAUCGUGUUAGUAAAUUGCAUUUGAUUGUGUAGAUGGAUUAAUUUAUGUAAACAUGGGUAUCAGCGGAUUGUUACCAUUUUUAGAAAAAUCUUCUAAAAGAACAAAUAUCAGAGAAUUUUCUGGUUGUACUGUUGCUAUUGAUUCUUAUUGUUGGUUACAUAAAGGUAUAUUUUCUUGUGCUGACAAAUUAUUAAUGGGGCAAACAACAAAUGCAUAUGUUUUAUAUUGUAUGAAAUACAUAAAUAUGCUUUUAAAGUAUAAGAUAAAGCCUAUUUUGGUCUUCGAUGGUCGACGAUUGCCCGCCAAGGAGCAAACAGAAAUUAAAAGACGGGAGUCUAGACAAAUGAAUCGUCAUAAAGCAACUCAAUUUAUACAAAUGGGUCAAACUGAAAAAGGAAUAAAUUUGUUAAAACGAGCUAUAGAUAUUACUUAUGAAAUAGCACUGGAAUUAAUUAAAUAUUGUCAAAAUGAAAAUAUUGAUUGCAUUACAGCUCCUUAUGAAGCUGAUGCACAAUUGGCAUAUUUAAAUAUUAAUGAUAUAGCUGAUGUUGUUAUCACAGAAGAUAGUGAUCUAACAUUAUUUGGAUGUAAAAAAAUAUUUUUCAAAAUGGAUUUUAAUGGAAAUGGAGUUUUGAUCGAACAAGACCGAUUAUAUUUAGCAAUGAAUAUGAAACCUGAACAAUUUGACAUGGAUAAGUUUCGCCAUAUCUGUAUUUUAUCUGGUUGUGAUUAUCUUCCUUCUCUCCCUGGUAUUGGCUUGGCAAAAGCACGAAAAUUUAUUACAAGAAAUACAGAUAAUAAUAUAUACAGAGCAUUGACACGCAUAGGACCGGUGCUGAAUAUGAAAUCAUUAGUUGUGACACAGGAAUAUAGAGAUGCUUUUAUAUUAGCUGAAAUAACUUUUAAAUAUCAAUUGGUGUUCUGUCCAUUACAAAGAAAGCAAAUACGAUUAAAUUUACCUCCGCCUGAUAUUACUGAAAAUCAAUUGCAAUAUGCUGGAAAGGAAUUAGAUGCAGAUCUAGCUUUACAAUUAGCUCUUGGUAAUUGCGAUCCAGUUACUUUAAAAAUGGUUCAUAAUUUUAAUCCGGACAAAAAUGAACGAAAAAGAAAACGAGAUGUAGAAAUAAAAGACGUAACGAUGAUUCAAACCAGCAUUUGGUCAGACAAAUACAAAUUAAAAAUGAAAUAUCAGAUCUGCUCUCCCGAAAACGUAGUGAAAUUAUCAAUUGAUAGAAAAAAACUUAGUAAAGAAAGAGUUUCUAUAAAGGAUAUGUAUAUUUCAUUAAAUUCAUAUAAUGAUUUAAUUAUACAAAAUGAUAGGUUUUCAGAAUGUCAAGAUUUAAAUGAAACUGCUAUGUUGGAUAUGUAUAAUUCAAAUCAAGAUGCUAAACUAAUUGUUAGUCCUAAAAAAGAAUCAAAAAACUAUUUACGUUUAGCAAAUGAUAAUACAUCACCAGAAUUAAUUAGACAAAGAAAUCCAUUUAUUAAACAAGUAUCUGAUCCUACAACUUCACCAAGUAUUUUGUUCAAUGGAAAUUGUCGAAAAAAAGGAAGGAAUUUAAUGCAUAUGAGACGAACUAUCAUAAAUGAAAAUGAUGUGAUAGAAAGUAAAUAUUUUUCAAAGCAAGAUAAUAAAAAGCAUGAUAUAUUUGAAUCAGAAAAUAAGAAAAGUAAAAUUAACUUGAAAAGUACAAAACAUAAUACCAUUCCAAAUAUGGACACAAAUGUACAUAAAAUAAAUCAAGAAAAAUCAAAAACAUCUAUAACAAACGUUGUAGAAAAUGCAAAUUUGAUAGAAAUUAUUAAUAAUAUACCUUCAUUAAAUCAAAACAAAUGUUUAACUAACAAGGAUGUUUCUAGAAGUUCAUAUUCUAACAAUGGAAUAACUGAUAUAUUAAUGACACAUUGUACAACAAUUGAAAAAGGUUAUGCUUCAAAUAAUUGUUUAGUAUCAUCAAAUUCUAUUAUAGCAAUUAAUAAUGAUGACUUAACUAAUUAUGAAAAUGCAAUUAGUUUACAAAAUGAUUUAUCCAAAUGGUCACAUACAGAGAAUGAUCAAAUAUCCUAUAAAAGAGAUAUAUUUAAGAAACGACCGAAUCUGGUAUUACAAGCUAAUUCAAUAACAAAAAAGAAUCAAUUACGUCAAAAUAAACAAUUGACAUCACUUUCCAAACAACAAAGUUUAUUAAGCAUGUACGGGUUUCAAAAAAGCAUACGUAGAUUCAUCUUUCAAGAAUACUUUAACCGAAUAAUCAUCAUCAACCACAGGAAAUCACGGCCGAUGAUAAUGUGCACGCUUGGAAACUCAGACACAAUUACAUGGCAGGCAUCUCCAUAACUCCAACACAGAACCAGACUGUAUGUGGUAUCAUCUUUUUGCUGUGCCAGUCAAUUUAUCUGAGGCUGCCAAUAAAGUUAUU